Molecule: messenger RNA, 435 nt
Organism: Cetraspora pellucida
Lineage: Eukaryota; Fungi; Glomeromycota; Glomeromycetes; Diversisporales; Gigasporaceae
Source: the annotation of a GenBank genome assembly
AUGAAGACAAAAUUAAAUGCAGAUAGUGAAGAAGAAUAUGAAUCUCUUUUGAUCUUUCACCAGCAUUUCCUGGACAAUCUUAACUCAGAAGACAACGAUAAUGAAGAAACCUUAAAAUUAGAUGUUAAAAGUAACUACAAAAGAAAACAAACAUCAACAAAAGCCUUGCAACAAGAGCUGCCACCACUAUCAUCCAAUUUUGAAACACAUAUUCAUUUAAAAUCUUCACAUCAAGCAUCUGUCUGGUUGCUGUCACAUCUUGAAGUUGGUGCCUUAAAAGCACAUCUUCAGCAAAUUGACAUUGGCACAUGUAGAACUGUUCGAAAAAAUACUUCCAGAUUUCCAAAAGAAUUAAAAGACAACGGGCCUGUUACGAUGUUAUCAACAAUCUACAGUCUUGUUAGUGAAGAAUGGGAAAUAAUGAAAGAAAGAUGA